AUGGAGAGCGUCGUCCCUUGGGGGUACCCAGGGGCCCCCGCUGUGCAGCUUGCUGCAUCAAGACCCGCCGGAGCUGCUGCAGCAGCGCCAGCAGCAGCAGCAGCAGCAGCGCCUGUUGCUGCUGCUCCUACGGGCCCAACACUAGUUGAGGCCCCCCGAAGAGCGCCCGGCCCCUCUUCUCCCCGAAGCCCCUCGGGAGCAGCAGCCUUGGGGCUUCCUGCUGCACCUGGAAGGCGCAGCUCUGCGGCUUCUGUGGCAGCAAACGAAGCCGCGCCAGCAGCAGCAGCAGCAGCAACAGCAGCGAGGUCGCCGCGGAGGGCCCCCCUGGCGAGCCCCGUGGCCGUGCUGCCCCAGAGGGGCCCCAGCCGCAGCAGCCGCAGGGGGCCCCCAGGGGACUUGGGGCAGCUGCUGCCGGAGUUUCAGUACACAGACAAACCCUCGUGGUUCCGGAGGGCCUUGGUGGUUCUGAUUGUUGCAUGCGUUUCUCCUUCUUUGUUGAAAGAAGAUCCAUUUCCACCUCUGAAGCAAAUUGCGUCGAGACAGUCGCCUUUUUGA
Messenger RNA from Eimeria tenella, 555 nucleotides. RefSeq lists its product as uncharacterized. NCBI's taxonomy places the organism in Eukaryota, Apicomplexa, Conoidasida, Eucoccidiorida, Eimeriidae. The record is from RefSeq and is a predicted model, not a curated record. The coding region runs from base 1 to 555 and encodes 184 amino acids. The transcript has a single exon.